Messenger RNA from Bactrocera neohumeralis, 1227 nucleotides. RefSeq lists its product as uncharacterized. Bases 541 to 1227 code for a protein of 228 amino acids. NCBI's taxonomy places the organism in Eukaryota, Metazoa, Arthropoda, Insecta, Diptera, Tephritidae. The transcript has 4 exons. The record is from RefSeq and is a predicted model, not a curated record.
UCGAAUUCGCGUAAAACGGGGUAGCGUAAGUCGGGGUAUUACUGUACUUACACCACCACAGCCACUGAAACCAUUGUUUGAUAGAAGUGAUCCCGAUUCUAGCCAUUUUCUUCAACACAUCCUUGAAUACAAUAACUGCUUUCGCAUGACUUCCUUUGGAGCUAAUAUCAUUCGAGAAGACGGAUUCAUGCCGACUUGCAAGAUACAAGGACAAAUAUAUCAUUUGCAUGGUUCAAUGGUGCCAAGACCAGAUGAAUCAAUCAUCAAUUUCUGCAAAUAUAUUUCAUUUCGUCGAUGGUGGAUCAGCUGAAUGUGCGGUGCAAUAUACAGGGAACACAACAGUUAAAGAGACAAAUUAUUGAACAGUUACAAGCAUUUUUCCACCAAUAAUAACACAAAUAUGUCAUAAGAGCGGAUUGUUCCCCAACAGGUGAACAUGUGCGAAGAUUCAAUGCACCAACCGUUAAUGAUGUUGCUGCAAUUAUUGUUGGCGAUCUAACUAAAUCGCGAGACAUUGUCGUUCAGCGAAGAAGCAAUAUCAUGCAUCGUGUAAACGAGACACAUCGUUUGUACGAUGCGUUACAAUAUCCAAUCAUUUAUUGGCAAGGGCAGGACGGAUACGGCAUCACGUUGAAGUUGGUCGAUCCAAUUACAGGCGUAUCAACGAAUAAAAAUCUAAGCGCAAUGAAUUACUAUGCAUAUCGUAUGAUGAUUCGUACAAAUGAGGAGAAUGUCAUUCUGAAGUGCUGCCGGCUAUUCCAACAAUUCGCUGUCGACAUGUAUGUCAAAGUCGAGACCGAACGUUUAGCGUUCAUCCGAUUCAAUCAGGCAAAGCUACGAUCUGAGGACUAUAUACACUUGCGUGAUGUUAUUCAUUCAUAUGGUGAUGUUCAGAAUAUUGGACUUAUGACGAUUCUCCCAUCAUCUCAUAUCGGAAGCCCACGCCACAUGCACGAAUACGCUCAAGACGCUAUGACGUACGUGCGAAAUUAUGGAACUCCGGAUUUAUUUAUUACGUUAACAUGCAAUCCGAAGUGGACGGAAAUUGAACGUGAGUUGGAACGGGGCCAAAAACCGCAAGAUCGCCAUGACAUAAUCGCCAGGGUAUUUCAGCAAAAUCUAAAGGUUAUGAUGGAUGUUCUGAAAUCUUGGAUUUCUAAGCAGGUUAGCGAUCCAAAGAACUGUCGUUAUGGACUAGCUCGUAAUGAAGACUACAGUAAAUUCUAA